This is a messenger RNA of Leishmania braziliensis MHOM/BR/75/M2904, 1455 nucleotides long. RefSeq lists its product as hypothetical. Lineage: Eukaryota; Euglenozoa; Kinetoplastea; Trypanosomatida; Trypanosomatidae. The coding region runs from base 1 to 1455 and encodes 484 amino acids. The transcript has a single exon. Gene Ontology annotation, biological process: positive regulation of translational termination; protein hydroxylation; negative regulation of gene expression. Gene Ontology annotation, molecular function: histone H4R3 demethylase activity; sequence-specific DNA binding. The record is from RefSeq and is a predicted model, not a curated record. Gene Ontology annotation, cellular component: cytoplasm; nucleus.
AUGCUGGAGCUGGAUGGGACGACGCUGACUUACGAGGUGUUUCGCGACGCAUGCCUCAGGCCGAACCGCCCCGCCAUUAUUCGGAAUGCGUGCCGUGACGCGAGCGAUGGCAUCUGCUUUGACCUCGCAGCCCUCAAGCGCCGCCUCUGUCCACGAGAGCUAUGCCGGUCUCUCGGAUCCCGGGCUUUGGUUCCUGUCUACCCCGUGUUCUCCACGGUGCAAGUGGCUUCAUAUGACAGCACGCCAGCGGCAAGGGUGGAGAGGCUCCACGAGCCACCAACGACAGUUAAGGAUGAGGAGAGGGAGGAAGACGAGGAGGGUUGCUGUAAAGAGGUGCCUCUGGAGGUGGUGCUGCGCUCGUGGGCCACAUCGGCGAGUGCGGCCGCCUGCUCUCUGUCGCAGCCGCACGUGUACUAUCUGAAGGACUGGCACUUGCAAGCCACGCUGGAGAACACCGCGACUACUUCGAUCACCACAGCGUCGUCAACUCCAUCAUCACAACGGUCUGAGUAUGCUAAGCGUCGGGCAAGCGGCAUCCACGGCGACGGGCUCUACCGCGUUCCAAGGUUCCUUGGUGCGGACUGGAUGGAUUCCUUCUGUUCUCGCAACGUGAUGCCGAGCCAUGAUGUACACAGCAGGACUUCGCCAGCCGACGACACAGGCACCCGCGCGCAUAUGGGGUUUGGUGAUAGCGAGAGUGAUUAUCGGUUCUGCUACAUGGGCCCCGUAGGGAGCUGGACGCCGCUGCACUGCGACGUGUUUGGCACGUACUCCUGGUCCUUCAACGUCUGUGGCGACAAACAUUGGUUCUUUCCUACCAUGGCCGGCAACGCGUACUUGCACACCCACCUUCUCCCGCUGUUCCCGACGCCGUCAGACAUUCGUGUGCUGACUGGCUUUGAGUUGGACACGGUCGUGCAGCAUCCUGGCGAUCUCGUCUUUGUGCCUGCCCUCUUCUACCACCAAGUACACAACAUCAGCGGCGAGGUGCUUCCCUUAUUUGUCGAUGAGGGGGUGGCCACCGAGGAAGUCCGCCGUAGAGACGGCGCUGUCAUGUCCUUUGCGUCAGCUGAGGUGAAUGCGCAGCUGUCGGCAGCACUGACCGUGGCGCUAAACCACAACUGGUGCAACGCCUUCAACGUGGGGCGCAUGGCGGCGGCUUUUUUGGCCGAUGCACGACAGCUUUCAUCUCACCUCUCCACGGACGACUUAGCCGUCAUCUGCGACACACACGAUCCGGCGGUGUGGCGGCAAUUUGCGGACCGGAUGCUUCACAACGGGACCAACUGGUCGUUUGCGAGCAUGAACUGCUUCCUGGACUACUGCCUGGCGCGGGUCGAUUUAGGCGCGGAUGUGACUGAUGGGACCGAGGACGAGCGCAACGCAGCAGCGGAUGAGCUGCGCCGGCUUCGUGUUCAAGUUGCUGACGAGUACGCACGCCUGUUCGAGGAGUAG